Messenger RNA from Monopterus albus (swamp eel), 2910 nucleotides. It is a transcript of the gene polm, whose product is annotated as polymerase (DNA directed), mu. Gene Ontology annotation, cellular component: nucleus. The transcript is spliced from 11 exons. Gene Ontology annotation, molecular function: DNA-directed DNA polymerase activity; DNA binding. The record is from RefSeq and is a predicted model, not a curated record. NCBI's taxonomy places the organism in Eukaryota, Metazoa, Chordata, Actinopteri, Synbranchiformes, Synbranchidae. The coding region runs from base 1 to 1584 and encodes 527 amino acids. Gene Ontology annotation, biological process: double-strand break repair via nonhomologous end joining.
AUGGUGCCAUUAAAGCGAAGAAGAGUCGUCUCCUCAGCUGCUGUCAACACUGGGACUGACCACAGUGGAGACAAAGGUCCCACCAGUGAAAGUGUCACACACGUGAUUUCUGAAAACAACUCUGGCCCUGAGGUCAGGACGUGGCUGGACUCACAGGGCGGAGGUCCAGGCCGAUCCCCGCUUCACCUUCUGGACAUCAGCUGGUACACUGAGAGCAUGCGUGCAGGCCGUCCUGUCCACAUACUGGACAGACAUAAACUACAGGAGCAGCAGAGAGAUGAAGAGGAGAUGGCGGUGUUCUCAGUGCCCAGCUACGCCUGUCAGAGAAGGACCACUCUGGACAACCAGAACACCACCCUCACUGACGCUUUGUCGCUCCUGGCUGAAAACGCUGAGCUCAGUGAUGAGGACGGUCGGGGUGUUGCGUUUCGACGGGCUGCCGCCGUGUUGAAGGCUCUCCCCAAACCAGUGACGGACAUGGCGCAGCUGAGAGGACUGCCCUGUCUCGGAGAACAUUCACUGAGAGUCAUCAGAGACAUUUUGGAGAAUGGCAUGUCGAGCGAGGUUGAAUCUACCAAGCAGUCUGAGCGGUAUAAGGCAUUAAAGGUUUUAACAGGCAUUUUUGGGGUUGGAGCAAAAACAGCCGACCGAUGGAUCCGAGAGGGGAUACACACUCUUCACCAGUUACGGGAUUCAGGACACACACUCAAUCGGGCACAACAAGCAGGUCUGGAGCACUAUGAUGACCUCAACCGGCCGGUCUCAAAAGCAGACGCCGACAUCAUCGGUGAGACUGUGGGGAAAGCUGUUGAUGCUGUGUUACCAGGUGCACAGGUUACUCUGAUUGGAGGAUUCAGGAGGGGGAAGCUAACAGGUCACGAUGUUGACUUCCUGAUAACUCACCCAGAGGAGGGCAGAGAGGAGGGACUGAUGCCAAAAGUGGUCUCCUGGUUGGAAUCCCGGGGUUUCCUGUUGUACCAGAAAACUACGAGGAACUCUUACCUGGAGUGUAAGGACGGUCCUGCUCGGCCCCCCUCCAACAUUGACCGCUUUGAGCGAUGUUUAUCCAUCUUUAAACUGGCUAACGAGGAGACAGGCGGAACAACACAGCUCGAGACGCUAACGGAAAAUGGUGUGCAAACAUAUGCAUGUGAAAAUCACAGUAAAGCCAAGGACACGUGGAUGGAAUGUGAAGACUCAUGUCUGCAGACGGAUCCUCAACCACAGUCACAGUCCUGUACUUGGGGUCAGAUCCACAGUGCUGGACACAGGCUCUGUACGUCUGGUGAAGACAGAGGAGUGGAGGAGACAGAGCCUGCUGGACACAGACCGUGGAGAGCAGUGAGAGUGGACCUGGUGGUGUCUCCUGUCAGCCAGUUUGCCUUUGCUCUGCUGGGCUGGACAGGAUCCAAGUUGUUUGAGAGAGAGCUGCGUCGCUGGGCGGGAUACGAGAAGGCCAUGUCUCUCAGCAGCCAUGCUCUGUAUGACAAUAAACAGAGUCGAUAUCUGAGAGCUACAUCAGAGGAGGAGAUAUUUGCUCAUCUAGGUCUCGAGUACAUUCCUCCGUCGGAGAGAAAUGCCUGAAGAGACCUGGUGAUAAGCUCCCGCACGAGGACCGAGCACAUCCCAUGUGAGGACAGGAGGGUGCACGGUGAAGGGUGAAAGCUAGAGAACUGUCCAGAAACCUGAGAUGAGGCUUCUUGUGUCCUGGCUUUUAUCCUGGAUGGGAUCAUUGUCAGAUUUUAACUGUAACAGAGAAACCAGCUCAUUCAGAGCCGUGAACAUGGUUCUGACAUUAACUGAGUUUGUGAUGGUGUGUGAAGUCCACCUACAUCGCAUCACUCAUGCACAGCAGUAGGUCACGGUGCUUAUCAGCCAGAGUUUCUCAAAAGGUUUAAUGCUCCAGAAAACUCAGAGCAGUUGGUUUCCACCUGCAAGCUCAUCAACUGACUCAUUCAGCCAGCUGUACAAUAUGUGUAGUUGAAAAUCUGAGAACAUACUGUACAUGCUACGAUCUUACUGCUACCUCUAUGAAACAAGUGCAGGUGACAGGGUUUUGUUUUUUUAAAUUCGUUCCUGUGCUGAUUAUCCAUCCAUCCAUCCAUCCAUUUUCCUCCGCUUAUGCGGGACCGGGUCACGGGGGCUGUGCUGAUUAUAUUUUGAAAUAAAAGAUGUGCAAGUUUAUCCUUAAAAGAUGAGUCUAGUGCUGUUCUGUGUUUUCUUAUUGCCAGCAAAUCCCAUGAAAAGACCUCACAUGAACCUCAUGGUGUCAAGUCUCCAGCCAGGGAAGGACCAUAAUGCAGACACAGACAGAAGAACAGCAUUUAGUAGAGUUUAAUACAAUAGAUUCAAGACAAAGAGACGAGAAACAACUAAGGAGCUCUACCUGACAGAACAACACAGAGAUAUCUACCCAAGGCUACAACUAGACAGAACAGUCAGGGAGUAGAAGACACAUGAAACUAAACCAACCAAAGGAGCGAACAGAAAUUCAAGAUGGCAAACAAAUUCCAGAUUAACAUAGUCCAAGACGAGAUAGAGUCCAGGAACUUACAAGUAACAAACAGAAGCAAGCAGACGAACCAGCAGCUAAGGGAGGAGACUAUAAAGGCUAGAGACCAGGAGAGAACAAGCCACAGGUGAAGGCAAUGAGUGGUAAUCAAGAACCGACGUAAAGCUGAGGCAGGUGAGACGAUACAAAACGGGAAAGCCUUACAAAAUAUAGGUACAACGCAGGAAGCAAGUCCCAAACCCUAACACAUGGUGGUGCCAGCAGGAAAGUCAGCGGGCUCAUCCUCUGGGGACAAUGAAUGUUGAUGACCAACAAAAUGGAGCCACACUGUUAGCAUGUUAGCAGGAUGAAAAAGCAAACAGUAGUUUGAAAAUUAAAUACUUCAGGAUAAAUUAUAC